This is a messenger RNA of Spodoptera littoralis (African cotton leafworm), 5589 nucleotides long. NCBI's taxonomy places the organism in Eukaryota, Metazoa, Arthropoda, Insecta, Lepidoptera, Noctuidae. The record is from the annotation of a GenBank genome assembly.
AUGCGCGCCCUCGCGGGCUGUCCGGGGCCGCAGGCGCCGCGCCCGGCACCCGCGCCUCCGCGGGGCGGGGGUGAUCAGACUGCUGCCCGAGCACUCCUCUAUCCUUUAGUAUCCCGGCACAAACGGCGCGCGCGCACGGGAUUCUGGCGCAGCGCGCUCCGGGCUAUGGCGGUGUCCGUGCUAUGGUUGUUAGCUGCGUUAGCACCGCUUCUAAGUGUAAAUGCGCAAUACGAUGGGUAUGGAGAUUGGAAUAAUGCAGUACCAAAUGAAUGGCCGACCGAUGUUAGGAGAGAAGAAAACGUUUACCCAUCCGAACGUGUAACACAUGGAUUGUACAACCGGGAAGAUAUCCCGCCACUUCCGCCGCCGAGCAGUAGAGGUCUCAACUUCGCCUAUUACGAUCCUGAAACCAAACAACGGGUUGCACCUAUCGACCGAAACUGUACAGCACCUGGAUGCUGUGUGCGAAAAUGCCUGGCCGAAAAAGGAAGCAGGGGAUUUCCGGGUGUAGCUGGACCUCCGGGAAGUCAAGGAUUUCCUGGUCAUGAAGGACCCGAAGGACCACAAGGUCCUAAGGGACAAAAGGGUCAAAUGGGAAAUCCAGGACCUCGAGGACCAAAAGGAGAUAGAGGAAAGCCAGGUGAAAGAGGUUUCGUUGGCAGAAUAGGUCCUUCUGGUCCUCAAGGUGAACCAGGUUUGCCUGGUAUACCGGGUAGAGAUGGUUGCAACGGGACAGAUGGAGAACCUGGAGAACGUGGACCACAAGGUAUGCAAGGACCUCGAGGUUUCCCUGGUCCUAAAGGAGAAAAAGGUGACAAAGGAGUACCAGCCUACACAGGACGAAACCAAAAAGGGCAAAAAGGAGAACCAGGUGCUGAUGGAAUGCAAGGAAGACCCGGUCCUAUAGGACCAUCGGGUCCUGGUGGCGUACCAGGGUCUAAAGGUGCCACUGGCCCUAUGGGUCCGCCUGGUCCUAAAGGAGACAAAGGUUCAAAAGGUACUAAAGGUGCGGCAAUCCAGGGUGAUAAAGGAGACCGCGGUGACCCAGGUGACAGAGGUCCGAGCUGUCCGCCUGUAACAUUGCCCUGGCACCCGGACGAUAAGGGUGCUAUAAAAGGAAUCCAAGGUGAUAUGGGGCCUAAAGGCGAUAAAGGAGAACCUGGUCCAAUGGGCGACAAAGGUGAUACUGGAAUUAUGGGAGAGGCAGGACGUCCUGGACAGAUGGGUAUUAAAGGAGAAAAAGGAAUAAUCGGCAACCCCGGUGAACGAGGCCGAGACGGACCGUAUGGCAAUCCAGGACCAAGAGGACAAAAGGGAGAUAGAGGUAACGAUGGAUUGCCAGGUCUAGAUGGAAGGCCUGGAAGUAAAGGAGAACCUGGAAAAGAUGGAUUACAAGGACCAAGAGGUUUAAAAGGUAUUCCUGGUCCGGCUGGCGGUCGUACUGGAUCACGUGGACCACCUGGUCCACCAGGUCCUAGAGGCUAUCAAGGUAGACCUGGACCUAGGGGAACUGAUGGGUUAUCUGGAGAAAAAGGUGAUAUGGGACCAAUGGGACCUCCAGGAGGACAAGGUGAACCUGGUGCACCAGGUCUUGAAGGAAGAGCUGGACCCAAAGGUGAAAAAGGUGAACCUGGACCAUUAGGAAAACAAGGCGAUGUUGGUCCACGAGGUUAUGAUGGACCUCAAGGGCCAACGGGCGCAAGAGGUCCCAAAGGAGAAGAUGGUAUUUCUAUACCAGGUCGAAAAGGAGAGAGUGGAUUAAAUGGUAUACCUGGUGCGAAAGGUCAAAAAGGUGAAAGAGGUUACCAUGGAUUACGUGGUCUUCCUGGUAACUCUACUUUAGGUACUGCUGGUAGUCCAGGAGAAGUUGGACCACCAGGAGAAAAGGGUGAGAAAGGAAGUCCAGGUUUUGAUGGGAUACCUGGUAGCCCAGGAUCUAAAGGAGACAUAGGCGGACGAUGCAAUGACUGUAGGCCUGGAGGACCUGGACAGAAAGGAGAUCGCGGUCUAGAUGGAUAUCCGGGUGCAGUUGGAGAUCCAGGGCAACCAGGACCUCCAGGACUAACAGGCGAGAGAGGAGCUGACGGUCUUAAUGGUAUGCCAGGAGAAGCAGGAGCUCCGGGUGAACGAGGUGAUGAUGGACCCAUUGGACCACCAGGUGAAAGAGGAGCUGAUGCACAAAUUGUAUUAAACCUCUUGAAAGGACAGCCUGGACCACAAGGUAAAAGGGGACCUCCUGGUCCUCCUGGACCAAAGGGAGAAAAAGGGAUGUUAGGGUUCAAAGGAAAUCAAGGUCCAAUUGGUAUGCCGGGACAGAAAGGAGAUCAUGGACUGAUGGGUCCUCCAGGAAAUGAUGGAACUCCAGGGUCUGACGGAAACCCAGGUAUACCUGGUAAAGAUGGAAUUUCAAUCAGGGGAGAAAAAGGUGAACCGGGUAGUACAGGGCAAAAAGGAGAUAAAGGAUUCCCAGGUAGAAUGGGUAUUAAAGGAGAUGCUGGUCAAUGCCCAGCGAAUUUGGAAGCUCUAACUAGAGGUGACCCAGGCGCAACAGGAGCACCUGGUCCUCAAGGAAUGCCAGGUGAAAGAGGAGAAAAGGGUGAUAAAGGUUAUGCAGGACGUCCUGGACUUAAAGGUGAAAUGGGCUUCCCUGGAAAGCAAGGUCCAGUGGGUCCUCGGGGAAUACCAGGAGAAAGAGGAGAUAAAGGAGAUGUGGGACCUAUAGGUUUCCCUGGAUCCCCUGGAGAAACGGGACCCAGAGGUUACCCUGGUAACCCAGGUUUUAAAGGUGAUAAAGGUGAACUUGGUCUAUCCAUGCCCGGACCACCUGGUCCUUCUGGUUUUCCUGGUGCAAAGGGUGACAAGGGUAACAGAGGAGUACCUGGUACGCCAGGCGCUGACGGUCUUCCUGGUGCUAUGGGGCUAACUGGAGAAAAAGGUGAUCAAGGUAUUAUGGGACGACCUGGUUAUGCUGGUCCCCCAGGACAAAAGGGAGAGCCAGGUCCACUAGGGCCACCCGGAAUAGCUGGAAGACCCGGUGCUCCUGGAAUAGAUGGGGCUAAAGGCGAACAGGGCUAUCCAGGACCAGAAGGAAAACCUGGAGUAAUAGGGUUACCAGGACCUAAAGGCGAACCAGGACUGCAAGGAAUGCCAGGCCAAAAAGGAUUCCCUGGUAGCCGUGGUCGUCCAGGCCGAAAUGGUAUUCAAGGUAUUCCUGGGGCACCUGGAGAAAAAGGUGAAAAGGGAGAACGUGGUUUUACUGGACCAACAGGUUUGCCUGGUCUCGAUGGCCCUAUGGGCCCCGCUGGCCGCGAUGGCGCUAAAGGUGAUAGAGGUUUUGAUGGGCGGCCUGGUUCACCAGGUAAAUCUGGACCAACUGGUGAAAAGGGAGAUAGAGGAUUUCCAGGAUUAGUUGGAGAAAAAGGUUCACCUGGAUUAGCAUCUGAAAAGGGUGAUAAGGGUGAUAGCGGUGUUCCAGGUCUUCGAGGUUUGGAUGGUAUACCAGGUGUACCAGGAGCAAAAGGUGACAGAGGUGAAUCAGGUAGGCCAGGUUAUGGACUUCCGGGUGUAAGGGGAGAAAAAGGUGAUAUAGGCGCACCUGGAUUAGAUGGACUACCAGGUGCACCAGGAGAAAGAGGAGAUCGAGGUUUUAGUGGAAUUAAGGGAGACAAGGGAUUGAUGGGUAUUCCAGGUGAACCAGGUCAACCUGGAUUACCUGGGAUGGAUGGUCCUCCUGGUAUAAAAGGAGACGUAGGUCUACCUGGUUUUAAUGGAAUCAAAGGCGAUAAAGGUAAUCCUGGUGCACCGGGAAGAGAUGGAUUUGAUGGGAAACCAGGUCCACGAGGUCUAACAGGUCCUGUAGGACCCAUAGGUGUCCCUGGUUUAACUGGAGAAAAAGGAGACCAGGGUCUUCCUGGUGUAUCAAUCAAUGAAAAAGGAGAAAAGGGAGAAAUUGGUCCGCCAGGAUUAGUAGGUUUGACUGGAGAAAAAGGAGACAUGGGCGAUAGAGGAUUACCAGGAUUACAAGGUGAAAAAGGAGAUCGUGGUUACAUAGGCCAGAAAGGAGAUAAGGGAAGAAUCGGUCUUACGGGAGAGAAAGGUGAUCGCGGUCCUGCUGGGCCAACUGGUAUACCAGGAGUGACAAUAGUUGGCGAAAAAGGAUUACCAGGAAUUCCUGGAAAACAUGGUCGACCAGGGCCACCUGGCGCAAUUGGAGAAAAGGGAGAGCAAGGCCUUCCUGGUCUUCCUGGACAAGUUGGACCAGCUGGACUACCGGGUACAGUAGGACCACAAGGACAAAAAGGAGAUCGUGGUCGAGAAGGUGUGGCAGGUCCACCAGGCUUUGAUGGAACUCCAGGAUUCCAAGGUGCUCCUGGUCCACAAGGAGAAAAGGGUGAUAGAGGCGAGAAAGGUGCUACAGGAAUCGGUUAUGAAGGACAGAAAGGAGAUCAAGGUUUUCCAGGUGAGACGGGUAUGGUAGGAGAAAAGGGUGAUAAAGGUGACCGCGGCUUUAAUGGACGAGAUGGACAACCAGGCCCUAUGGGUCCUAUGGGAGAGAAAGGUGAAAGAGGAUUCCCUGGAGUAUUUGGUGUAGCUGGAAGUCAAGGCGAGAAAGGUGAUAAAGGUGAAGCCGCUGGCUUUAUAUUUGGACCUAAAGGCGAGCCUGGACCUCCUGGAUUACCUGGUGCGGAUGGAAUACCGGGUAAUGAUGGUUUGCCUUGUCCUCCAGGCAUAGAUGGAUUACCAGGUAUGAAAGGAGAUCGUGGAUACCAAGGACGACCUGGUCCGCCUGGUCCUGUCGGUCCACCAGGUUUACAAGGUUUACAAGGUGAAAGAGGUGAGAUCGGUUUAACUGGACAAGUGGGACUUCCUGGACCGCCUGGAGCUCCUUGUGUAGAAACUGACUAUCUAACUGGAAUCCUUGUAGUACGACACAGUCAAGGAAGUAAUGUAUAUGAUUGUCCAGAGGGAUUGAUAAAACUAUGGGAUGGAUAUUCUUUACUCUAUAUAGACGGCAACGAAAAAGCGCAUAGUCAAGAUUUGGGACAUGCUGGCUCAUGUGUAAGAAAAUUCAGUACAAUGCCCUUCCUUUUCUGUGACCUGAACGAAGUAUGCAACUAUGCCAGUCGAAAUGAUCGAAGUUACUGGCUUUCAACUAAUGAAGAAACUCCUAUGAAUCCAGUGCAAGGAAAUGAUAUAAUAAAGUAUAUUUCAAGGUGUGUCGUCUGUGAAGCACCAGCUAAUGUCAUUGCUGUUCACAGUCAAUCGAACAGUAUCCCCGAGUGUCCAUCAGGGUGGGCUGAACUAUGGAUCGGAUACAGUUUUGUUAUGCACACGGGUGCGGGUGGCCAAGGUGGAGGUCAGGCUUUGGAGAGUCCGGGAUCAUGUUUGGAAAGCUUCCGAACUGUACCGUUCAUAGAAUGUAACGGAGAAGGCGGUACAUGCCACAAGUUUGCCAAUAAACUUAGUUUUUGGUUAACUACCAUCAACGACUCAGAACAGUUUGCCAUGCCGAGACGAGAAACAUUAAAGUCAGGAAAUCUACUCCAACGUGUAGCUCGUUGUGCAGUUUGCAUGAAAAACACCAAAUAG